AUGUCUUCAACGCGUGAACAAGUAGCAAAUAUAAUCAAUAGCCCGUUUAUUUAUUCACUACUUCCACCAGAGCCCAACAUUACGCGGAUGAUUCGCCUUUUGCCGAAUAGAGAUAACGGCGCCCCGAUUCAAUGCGAGCUUUUCAACUACAAUUUAUCACAAUCGGACGAGGAGCAUCUUUAUGAAGCACUUUCCUAUGUUUGGGGAAGUCAAGACAGAUCUCGUUCAAUCAUUCUCGAUGGCUAUAUGCUCCCUGUUACUGAAAAUCUUCAUACUGCAUUGUUGCAUCUUCGAAGCAAGCAGCUAGAAAGGAUACUAUGGAUUGAUGGGAUAAGUAUAAACCAGGACGAUGACGGUGAGAAGAGUAAGCAGAUCCCACUCAUGCGGAUGAUCUAUGCACAAGCCAGACGCGUUGUUGUCUGGCUAGGAGACGGCAAGGAAUAUGGAGAUAAAGCGCUUAAAGUGCUCGGUUCUCUUGGCAGAAAACGGAAAUCAGAGCCAAUAAAUGAAAGAGAUCGUGAGCAAUGUGAGAAGUUGCUACAACGGGACUGGUUUCGCCGUAUCUGGGUAUUGCAAGAAGUUGGUGUCGCGCAGUAUAUUUCUAUCAUGUGUGGCUCUGUUCAGGUGAAUGGACACAUUUUUUGUGAGGGCCUGGAUAACCUGAAGCCUUCUUCUGCGCUCAUGGCUAAGAUAAGCCCGGUUUCUUUUCUUAUUAAAGAAGCACUUUUCCGGUCACAUGAUGGGCAUCUUUCUGACCCUACACUUUCAAUUGGGGAGCUUGUCAGCAUGUACCGCAAUCACAAUGCAACAAAACAGCAUGACAAAGUCUAUGCAUUACUGGGCUUGAGUGCAGACUCGGAUAGUGCUGCGUUGGUCCCAGAUUAUAAGCUUCCUUGGCAUGAGGUCUUCAGGCAAGUCACGCAACAUGUUUUCCCGAGAUGUUCUGUGGAAAUAUGCUAUGGGUCAGAAACAGCUAUUGUCAAAGGUAAAGGAUGGAUUCUGGGUUACAUCUAUUCGAUCAGUGACUCUUUCAAGGACAGUCAACAGACUUUCAGAGUUGUUUUCAAUCAGAUUUGCCAGAGGCUAGGAUAUCAUGAUAGGUGGGAGGCUGAAUGGAGUCUACAAGCUUCUGGAGAGUUACUUCAAGAUGGUGAUAUUGUCUGUCUUCUCGAAGGCCAGUCACAGCCAAGUAUACUCCGGCUAUGUGUUGAUUACUACACAGUGGUAACACCGGUUGUGAAACCUAAGCAACAGGCACAGAAUACCGAGGAUAAUGUGACGGUCGGCGAGAGCUGUUCUGCACAUGGUCUGUGUGAUAUUAUUUUAGGCUGGAAGGUAUCUCAGUCGGAGGACAAGGCUGAGUCAACAAACCUAUUAAGGCUUGUUGAAAUUGCGCCAAACUACUAUAAAAAACAUUGUAUAGACGAGCGAAGCCUAAACCAUACAACAUCUGCUAUGAUAGAUGCUGCUAUGCAGUCAUUACAACUGGGAGUUUCUGGAAAGAGAGCACUGGAUAAUGUGAUUUCCGAAGGCAGGGUAAAAGGCGUGCAUACUGAUUCCCGUCUCUCGCAGAGUGAUGUCAAAGUCUCCCAAGGUUUAAUAACUGCAAUUAAUACAGCUUUGUGGCAAGAGCAUGAGAACCCCUAUGCCUGGAAAAAGGUGCUCGCACUUGCAGUACAGGAUACCCAAUUGCAUGGAUACAGUAUUGCAAGCAUUCUCCUGCAGCGUCUACGGGAAAUGAUACUGGUUUCUGAAGAGGUGGCCAAGGCGGCUGCAGCAAAUCAGGGAGCAUAUGCACAUAGGAUUAUGGGGCAGCUUCUUGAACAUCAUGGAGACAGGCUACCAGUGUCUGAAGAGGUGGUCAAGGCGGCUGCAGCAAAUCAGGGAGCAUAUGCACAUAGGAUUAUGGAGCAGCUUCUUGAAUAUCAUGGAGACAGACUACCGGUGUCUGAAGAGGUGGUCAAGGCAGCUGUAGCAAAUGAGAACAUAUAUGCAUUUAAGAUUAUGGGGCAGCUUCUUGAACAUCAUGGAGACAGACUACUGGUGUCUGAAGAGAUGGUCAAGGCAGCUGCAGCAAAUCAGGGAGCAUAUGCAUAUAGGAUUAUGGGACAACUUCUUGAAUAUCGUGGAGACAGGCUACCAGUGUCCGAAGAGGUGGUUAAAGCAGCUGCAGCAAAUCAGGGAGUAUAUGCACCUGAGAUUAUGGAGCAGCUUCUUAAAUAUCAUGGAGACAGACUACCGGUGUCUGAAGAGAUGCUCAAGGCAGCUGCAGCAAAUAAGGGAGCAUAUGCACAUAGGAUUAUGGAGCAGCUUCUUGAACAUCAUGGAGAUAGGCUACCGGUGUCUGAAGAGGUGAUCAGGGUGGCUGCAGCAAAUCAGGGAGGCUAUGCACCUGAGAUUAUGGAGCAGCUUCUUGAACAUAAAUGGAAAUAG
This is a messenger RNA of Aspergillus eucalypticola CBS 122712, 2433 nucleotides long. RefSeq names its product HET domain-containing protein. The transcript is spliced from 2 exons. The coding region runs from base 1 to 2433 and encodes 810 amino acids. Lineage: Eukaryota; Fungi; Ascomycota; Eurotiomycetes; Eurotiales; Aspergillaceae. The record is from RefSeq and is a predicted model, not a curated record.